Messenger RNA from Haplochromis burtoni (Burton's mouthbrooder), 1835 nucleotides. Its product is annotated as cytochrome P450 3A40-like. Gene Ontology annotation, molecular function: iron ion binding; steroid hydroxylase activity; heme binding. NCBI's taxonomy places the organism in Eukaryota, Metazoa, Chordata, Actinopteri, Cichliformes, Cichlidae. The record is from RefSeq and is a predicted model, not a curated record.
AGGAAAAGAACUUUCACCCACAGAUGUGAGUACAUGCCUGGACAUGUUUUUUUUUCUCACAAUAUAAAAGGCUCUGGUCAGGACGCUUGUGUUACCACUGAGAGAAGAGAAAAAACAGAAGAAGAGAAGAGAGAAACUUGGCAGACAUGGCGUACUUCUUCUUCUUGUCCGCAGAGACGUGGACCCUGCUGGCUGCCCUCAUCACGCUGCUGUUUGUGUAUUCCUGCUGGACAUAUGGGACAUUUAAGAGACUGGGAGUCCCUGGGCCAUCACCUAUCCCAUUUUUUGGCACCAUGUUGAAAUAUAGAAAGGGAUUUUUUAACUUUGAUGAAGAAAGUUAUAAGAAAUAUGGGAAAAUGUGGGGCAUUUUUGAUGGCCGUCAGCCCGUGUUGUGUAUCACUGAUCCUGCUAUGAUAAAAACUAUCCUGAUAAAGGAGUGUUACUCUUUCUUCACAAACCGCAGGAAUUUCCGUCUGAAUGGGCCGCUGUACGAUGCUGUGUCCAUUGCAGAGGAUGAUCAGUGGAGGAGGAUCCGCAGCGUCCUUUCUCCCUCCUUCACCUCUGGGAGAUUGAAAGAGAUGUUUGACAUCAUGAAGCAGCAUUCAGCUGUCCUGAUCAGCAGCAUGAAAAAGAAAGCAGAUAAAGAUGAACCUCUAGAGCUGAAAGAGUUUUUCGGACCCUACAGUAUGGAUGUGGUAACCAGCACCGCCUUCAGUGUGGACAUCGACUCUCUCAACAACCCCUCAGAUCCUUUUGUCACGAACAUCAAAAAGAUGCUGAAAUUUGACUUUUUCAACCCCAUCUUCCUCACUGUUGCCUUCUUUCCUUUCAUGAUUCCCAUAUUGGAAAAAUUGGAGUUUUCCUUUUUCCCUGCAUCUGUCACAGACUUCUUUUACGCUGCACUACAGAAGAUCAAGAUUGAUCGAGAGACCAGCAAACAAAAGACUCGAGUGGACUUCCUCCAGCUAAUGAUCGACUCUCAGCAAAAUAAUAAUUCCAAACAGGAUAAAGGUCUGACAGAUCAUGAGAUCCUUUCCCAAGCGAUGACUUUCCUCUUUGCUGGCUACGAAACGACCAGCAGCUCUCUCACUUUCUUGUCUUACAAUUUGGCAACAAACCCUCAGGUGAUGAAAAAGCUGCAGGAGGAGGUGGAUGCAACCUUCCCUAACAAGGCUCCCAUCCAGUACCAGGAACUAAUGCAGAUGGAGUAUCUCGACUGUGUCAUCAAUGAGUCUCUCCGAUUGUUCCCCAUUGCUUCACGUUUGGAGCGUGUGGCCAAGGCCAGUGUGGAGAUAAACGGCUUUGUGAUUCCAAAAGGUAUGGUUGUUGUACCCACCUGGCCGAUGCACCGGGACCCCGAGAUUUGGCCUGAACCAGAGAAAUUCAAACCUGAGAGGUUCAGCAAGGAAAACAAGGAGACAAUUGAUCCGUACAGCUACAUGCCUUUUGGAGCAGGCCCGAGGAACUGCAUUGGGAUGCGAUUUGCUCUGGUUGUGAUGAAACUUGCAAUAGUGGAGAUCCUCCAGAGGUACAGCUUCUCUGUGUGUAAGGAGACCGAGAUCCCCUUUGAGUUGGACAUCCAGGGUCUGCUACAACCAAAACGACCAAUCAAACUGAAGCUGGUGCCACGUUCUUAACCCUCCUGCUAAAAAUAAAAAUGAUAAUGAAAGAUUCUCUUCUUAAUUGUCUCGUUACAAACCUUUUGUGUACAGAAGCAAAUGCUAGUUUUUUACCGAAACAGUACAAGAGUGUGCCUCUGCAUCUUUUUUCUUAACUGAGUGACAGAUGAACCAUUUUACUGAUCUUUAAAAUCAAUAAAGAAUGUCCAGAUUCUU